Molecule: messenger RNA, 1557 nt
Organism: Solenopsis invicta (red fire ant)
Lineage: Eukaryota; Metazoa; Arthropoda; Insecta; Hymenoptera; Formicidae
Product: coiled-coil domain-containing protein 43
Exons: 3
Coding region: 377-1003 (208 amino acids)
Source: RefSeq, a predicted model, not a curated record
CGAUGCGUGAGCGCCAAGGUGCGCACGCUCCGGAUAUGCGCUCCAGAAACGGUGCGGCAUUCGCGACGUCGUGUGUAAUAACAGCACGCGCGAUAUCGGCACGAGAUAGAACAAGAUAUAUCUUACCGUGCGCCGUGAUCUGUGCCAUAGAAGCGGAUAAAGCUUGAGCCCCGACGACGAUGCCCGCGCCGUCGUGGAGAUGACCAACUUCGAUCACCGGCGAGUCGCCAGUCCAGUGUCGAAGGAUGUGAGAUGUGACUGCUCCGGGCGAUCAGGCGUCAUCGCUGCGUCCUAUCUACCUUCCUUCCACGGCAGUCGGAGCGCGCGAAGGGGCGGCCGGCGAAAUUAAAACCGCGUGAACGUGCUGGACGGAACGAUGGCGGUCGCGGCGAACUCCUUCGACGCCUGGCUCAUCGGGAAGCUGCAAGCGCUGAACACGGACGAGGGCGUCUACGGCUCGUACAUCAGGAGCAUCCUCGAGGGCGACGAACCCGAGGACGAGAAGACCGAGGCGCUCGAGAGCAUACUCGCGGGCAUAACGGAGGAUAACAUCGGCAAACAUGUAGCGGAAAUUUUAAGCGCGUGGGCAGAGUGGUUGCCAACUGAGGAAGUGGCUGCAGCCCCCGCACCGACGGAAGACGUCGAUGUCAGACUGGCAAAGAUGCUGGAGUCGCAGAGUCUACCCACGACGACGCAGAGAAGCUAUACAGAGGAGGAGAGACGAAUACGCGAGGCUAUACUAGCACAAUACAGUCAAAUGUCUGAUGAAGACAAUAGCGAAGGAGAUGGAGAAGAGGAUGGGGCAGGGGGCGGGGACUGCGGAAUCGAAAAGAAUUUGAACGCUGCUACUAUUGUACAACAAGAACGAGAAAAGCGAGAAAAGGCCAAACUGGAGAGCCAGAAGAAGAAGGAAAAGGACAAAGAAGAUAGAGAGAAGCAAAAGCAACUAAAGGAAGAGAAAAAGGAGAAGAGAAAAACUCAAAAGGGAGAGAGGCGAAGGUAGCAUCAAAACAGGAGCGUUGGGAGACUCUCUUACUUCGAGAUUAUUGACUACAUAUAUGCUGUGGUAUUCAUAUAAGUCUAUCUAUAUUGUCGUGCAUGCAACGAUCUCCGACAUUUAUUUAUAAACUUCAUCGAUCUUAUAUAUUUUCAUUAGAAGAAUAAGUGUGUAGCAUCCUGUCGUUAGAAGAUGAAUUCAGUACGAAUGCAUAUAUCGCCAAUAUCGUCAAGGAGCAGUACAUAUAAUGUUGGAUCAUCCUGUGCCUUCUGUCUCCCUAAAACUCCUGUUCUUUCCUCCUCGAAAAGGUUCGUUACUUACUUAUUCUUUUAUCAUUCUUUGUUCUCACUUCUAACAUUCUAACUUCGUAGUCUGUAUUCAGAACUCUAUUCUCACUAAUUAAAAUUAGCAGGGAAAUCUAUCUUUCUCUCUUAUCAAUAAACACUGGUUCUGAAUACCGACAUACCUUUUACUCAUCGAUCUGGUUAGCAUAUUACGUUGUCUCUUACACAUAUGAUGUAUUUAAUACGAAUAUGUUUAAAUAAACUAUUUAAAUCGCC